UCAGCCAUGGCGCGCUGUACAUCAUGCCCCAGAUAAUGCCUAUUAUUUUCUCUAACUAGUUUAAGGGCAGUAGAUAAAAUGUCAUGACUUUUUGUUUUUUGCUAUUUAUUUUAGAAACACUGAUAAUAAAAUAAAUACAAUAAAUUCGAACUAUCGGUGUAGACACUUCAAUGUAUUUGUCUGACUCGAACAGGCGUGGCUUAUGCAGCUGUAGGAGGGGGACUGUGUGUAGCUGGAGGAGGCCGCUUCACACCUCGGUCUUAGCUCCUGUCUCGUAUCUCCAGUCUUUCUUCCUUGUCUCUGUGAUAGUGCCGGGGCUCGUCCGACGGUACCUUCAUGUCUCCUCCUCUCCUCUGACCCCAGCGGUUCCCUUUCCCAGAGCUGACCAGAGGGGAUGUCUCAGAAUAACGCCAUGGACAGAACAAUAAAGGACACCUCAAUCUUAGAAGAGUACAACAUUAACUGGACACAGAAGCUUGGUGCUGGAAUUAGUGGCCCUGUCAGAGUGUGUGUAAAAAAGACAACGCAAGAGCGGUUUGCACUGAAAAUCCUCGUUGAUCGACCUAAAGCCAGAAAUGAGGUACGAUUACACAUGCUGUGUGCAGCACAUCCAAACAUUGUACAGAUUAUUGACGUGUAUGCAAACAGUGUGCAGUUCCCCCAUGAGUCUAGCCCAAGGGCACGGCUCCUAAUUGUUAUGGAGAUGAUGGAGGGGGGCGAGCUGUUUCACAGAAUCAGCCAGCACCGGCACUUCACUGAGAAGCAAGCCAGCCAAGUAACAAAGCAGAUUGCUUUGGCGAUAAAGCAUUGUCACUCACUAAACAUUGCCCAUAGAGACCUCAAGCCAGAGAACCUGCUCUUCAAGGACAACUCACUGGAUGCUCCAGUUAAAUUAUGUGAUUUUGGUUUUGCAAAAAUAGACCAGGGAGAUCUAAUGACACCACAGUUUACCCCAUACUACGUAGCUCCACAGGUUUUGGAGGCACAGCGAAGACACCAGAAGGAAAAGUUUGGGAUCAUUCCUACCUCACCAACACCGUACACUUACAACAAGAACUGUGACUUGUGGUCCUUAGGUGUUAUAAUUUAUGUGAUGCUCUGUGGCUACCCUCCUUUUUACUCCAAACACCACAGUCGAACCAUUCCAAAGGACAUGAGGAAAAAGAUCAUGACUGGAAGUUUUGAGUUCCCGGAGGAAGAAUGGAGCCAGAUCUCUGAAAUGGCAAAAGAUAUUGUGAGAAAGCUACUGAAGGUUAAGCCAGAGGAGCGGCUCACUAUCGAAGGCGUUCUAGACCACCCUUGGCUGAACUCAACUGAAGCGCUGGAUAACAUUUUACCAUCUGCACAGAUGAUGAUGGACAAGGCAGUGGUUGCUGGGAUACAGCAAGCUCAUGCUGAACAGCUUGCCAACAUGAGAAUACAAGACUUGAAAGUCAACUUGAAACCAUUAAAUAUUGUCAACAAUCCCAUACUACGAAAGAGAAAGCUGCUAGGAACAAGACCAAAAGAUAAUGUUUACAUCCAGGAUCCUGAAAAUGAAACAGAAGACUCGAAUGUUGCACUGGAAAAACUUCGAGAUGUAAUUGCACAGUGCAUACUACCACAGGAAGGAGAAAAUGAAGAUGAGAAGUUAAAUGAAGUAGUACUAGAAGCUUGGCAGUACAAUAAAGACUGCAAGCUAUUGCGAGACACCCUGCAGAGUUUCAGCUGGAAUGGUCGAGGAUUCUCGGACAAAGUCGACCGGCUGAAACUGGCAGAAAUAGUAAAGCAAGUUAUUGAAGAGCAAACAAACUCUCCAGAGGAUUCACAGUAACUGAAAUUAUUAUUUUUUUAAUUUAAUUCCUUUUUUUUUUUUUUUUUUACUUAAAGAAGAAAAAUCUUGUUGUGUCUUAAUUGUAAAAUAAUUUUAUGUAAAUUAUAUCACUGAAUUUCCACACUGCUUGAGAAUACAGUAUAAAUGUAGAUAGAGGUUAAACAAACAGAAAACAGAUCAUUGGUACUGUAAUUUAUUUUAAAAAUGACUUUUUUUUGGACACUACUGUACUGAUAUUUACACAUCUGGCAGACUGCUCACUGCCAUUUAUCAUUUCUAGUACUCUGUAGGCCUGCUUUUGCCAUUUACUAGCCUGUUGGCUGCUAUUGAUAUAACCACAGGUGUAGACAGGCUGUUUAACUCUAUCCGUGCCAGAGAGCACAGUUAUAGAGUUACUGUGUUUCCUGCUAGAUGUAUCUGUGGGUGCGCAGUUACAUCUGGCAGGGAAAUAACUCACAUACUUGAAACAGACUUAUUGGAAUAGAACCAGUUUUGAUUACACUGGCUACCAGUUUCCUCAGGAAUAAUUGGAAACGGCACAAGCCUUUGGAUCUAGUUCACCAGCUGCUUUGUAAACGUGCCAGUAUAUAUCAAAAGUAUGUACAAUUCUUUCACUUAUUUAUAAACCAUGUUUUACUGGCUGCCCUAUAGAUAUUCUUUGCUGGAAAAAUCACAGAGACUGGUUGCUGUUUGAACCCACAAGGUGGCACUGUUGUAUAUUUUUUUUGUGAAGGACAUAGGGACGGCAUGGUACGUCAGGCCUGCCUGUAAUGUAAAAAGGUUUUAUUUUUAUUUGAUCAAUUCUGGAUUUUAGUUCCCCUUUUGCUGCAGAACUUUAAGCUUUAAACCCUAUGCUGCUAGAUGUGGCUGUAGUUAUUAUGGCUCUGGCGGUUUGUUUCAGGCUUCCCUGACAACGAUAGGGGUUUUUAGUAUUUUUAGUGUUUUAUUUUUCUUUCUUUUUUUUUUUUUUUUUAAGAAUAAAUUUUAGUUUUCUAUUUUAAAGUAUUUUUAUUUAAUAUAAAAUAUGCAUUUGUCUUGGUGUGCCUAAAUAUGCAGUGAUGAGCUGCAGACUAAAGUGCCAAUUUUGGAGUUUUCUAGCAGCAGAACGCUACUCUGUAAUGUCAGUUUGUUUUUGGUGUUGUGCUGUCCCAUGAUAUCUCCUUUCCACAGGACCCCAGCAAGUGCAGCACUGGCCUGAUCUUUAUAUCUGACUACUAUAUUGUGUUCCUAUAUGAGCCCCAUUACAUGAGCACACAGUGAUCAUCAGGCCAAGAGAACCAAGGCAGUAUCUGCAGUAUGGGGCAUUGUACCAACCAAUACCUGCAAAUAGGGAGGUGCAUAUAUCCUGUUUGUGAGUCAGGGGGGGAGGGGGGGAGUUUCUAUAAUUGGGAGAUGAAUUUAAAGAUGUCAUGGAUAAAAGCAAAAUGGUGGGUAUCCAUGUGACAUCUGACAUAUAUUUUGUUUACAAAAAAACCUUCCUUUUUCUUUCAUAGAAUAUAUCUAAGGUAUAUGUUUCAUUACUUUAGCCCACAGAUUAAUUUUAACAAAUAAGCCAAACAUUUAAGGCUCUCGUUUGUCAACACUGGCAUUUUGAUUUGGCUGCAGGUAGAGCAACGAUAGCAAGAAUUUAAUAGCCAUGGGUUACUGCCCAGGUACACAUUUGCCCAGUGUUGAUAAAUGAGCCCCAGGGCAGAGAUGGGUGCAGUUGCUUAUGAAUUAAUGAAUAUACAGCGCUACCAGAACAAAUGUCACUGAAGCCUUAGCGACAGUAAGGUGCUACUGAGAAUGUUGUUCCCUCUUUUCAUAUUUUAUACUGAAAAUUGAGUCCAGUUUCCAUUUCUCACAAAUUCUUGUUUGGGCUGUAGUUGCUGAAGGGCUGAAUUCUGGUUGUUUUGUGCACUUUUGUAGCAGAAUCUCCUAUUCCUUAUUGCUAAUUUAUAAUGUGGGAUAUUUAGAAUCCUUGUCAUUUAUUAAACAAGUAAAUCAUUAAAGUUACUACUUCAUUUAGAUCACAGGAAUAUGAAGCCCAGAGCCCUCACAUGUAUAGUUAUAUUUGCUCAGCCUUGCAGUAAACUAGCUUAUUUCUCUUUAUUUGCAGAGGGAUGUGCAGUGGGGUAAAAUACCAUCAGUGAGAGAUCCUGUAGCACAAAGGAUGCACCUCCAUUGUGUUAAAUUGGGCACAGCCAGUUUGCAGCCCUCCAAAUGUAUUACAGCUUCCUGCAUUCUACAUAUGGCCGAAUGCUGACAAGGCUUGUUGGGGAUUUUAGUUCAUCAAAUGUAUAGAGGGGCAGCCCCUUUUCUGUGCUCUAUUAUAUUUUUGGAUUUAGGCAUAUCACACCACAAGUCUGUACCUUCUGCCUUGUUAGCUGGUAACAUAUUUUAUGUUAAAAUAAAGAUCUAGUAGUAGCAGCUUCUGAAAGGUUGCCACCUUUUACCUCUGCAUAAAGUGGUAAUGAAAGCCCAGUGGUGCCCUAGGCAGUGUACAUUCAUUGUAUCAGGGACUUAAGCAUAACAUAUGUGAACAGAUGGCGAUUGGCCAGAGUUAGACUUGUUUGUGACGUUGAGGCCACAGUGUGACAGGUGGCAACUCUAAGCUUGAAUUUUAGUUAUAGUAACCCUUUAAAGCUGGGGAGAUCAUGCACAUGCUGCUAUGAAUUUGCCAGGAUAAAAACCGCUGUUCCAUCUGACUGUUAUUAUGCAGUGCAUGUACCCAUGAGCAGCUCCAGCAUUUUAGAGCCCAUGCAUAUAUUGUUAUAUAUUGUGUUGUUUGUACUGACAUGAACAGAGACCAGUGCUGAGCACUACAGAGACCUGGUUUUUCUGUAGUCAGCAUUUGUCUCUGGCUAAGUGGGUACAGCAGACCCAACAACUAAAUCCAUGCAAUGCUGUAUAGGAUGCACUACUCUGAAACCACAUGAGCCAACACAUGCCUUUGGAAGUAUCAUUAUUUAUUGUUAAACUUAUGUUCUUAUCAGUUCCCUUGGUACUAAUUAUUCUUUUUCCCAUGGGUAUGGCUGCCCAGUGCUGCGUGGCCCAUUUGUACCCCUAAUUGUAUUCAUGUACUGAACAUAUCCAUCCAGUGUUUCAUAUCAGUGCUGGGCGAGUCUUCGCUGCUGUUGGUGCUACAGAGACACGUGUCCUUGCACAUACAAAGCUUGCCUUGACUAUAACCUGUCUGUAGGGGGUGCAGCUGAGGCCCAUAGCCCCAAUAUAACCUACUAUUGGUUGAACUCAUUGCCAUCACAGCAAAGAAUGGAGAAAUGCUUGCAGGAAGAUAGAGUAAUUUCCAACAUAAGUAUUGGUUCGGAAAUGUUUAGUGUAGAAAGGAUGUUUCUAAAUUUGUUGUUAAGCCGACACUGUGCAAUGUGCUUGUCUGGUCCUAGUGCUAGCUCAUCGUGUUCUGUGUGUUCUGUCGUGGUCACUAAAGGUCAAAUGAUUCCAUCUAGAGAAGCCCCUAAUCACUAUAUUCAUUAUAAAAUGUUCUGUCUGUUUGCCAUGAUGUGCAUUCUGUAUCAGUUGCUUCUUUCAAAGGAAUAUAUUAGCAAUGUCAGAUUGUUACUAACAGUAAUGAGGGUAUUCAUUGGUUUAAAGUCCUGUGUAUAGUAAUGCAGUGGUGAAUGGUGAAUGUGGAAAUGGUAAAUACCCCAUACACUGCACAAUCCUCUGUGAGGGUAUUACAGCAAUGGAGAUUACAGAAAGAGCAAAAGGAAGUGGUUCACAACAGGGGGGGUGUAACAGUAUUCUUGCUGAGAGGGUACCAUGCUUAAUGCACUGAUGGGUGGCACCGGCAACCUGCCAUUAUACCUGUGGAACUGUUAUUUAUUAAUGGGAUAACUUCUACAUAUCAAUAUGUAGCAGUUACUUGGUGCUCCCCCACCACCAACACAUCCUCUAAUGCUCACAGCCAUUUGGGUAUGUAUGUUAUGUGCAUAUGUGCAUGCAUAUUAUUUCUGCGUGUGCUUUAUAUGCCAAUAUACUCUUAUUAGCACUAAACCUGUAAUUCCCAGACUGUUCAGGGCAGUGGCGCAGAGGUGGCCAAGCCACAGAUUUCCACCUACAGCUCACAGAAUCCUGGGCUAACAACUGCUUCAUGAUGGGCUAUCACCCUCUGCAUCUGCUGCUGGAAUCUGAAUCUUAUACGAAAUACAAAUUGUUUCAUGCUCUCAUCCAAUUUAGUUAUGCUUCUCGUUUGACCUUUAGAGGAUGUUUGGCCCUAACCCUGUGCUGUUUUUCGGCUUUAGUAGGAAGGAGUUGGGCUGGACACCUAGUUUGCUGGAGGCCACGCCUUGUCUACAACACCUAGUUCUGUUGCUUAGCUUCUCAUUUCCAUAUUUAAUGUACUAAAUUUGUUUUAUUUAUCUUGAAAUGUUUCCUGUAUGAUGUCAUGUUUUCAGACCAGUAUUAUAAUGUAAAUAAGCAUCAUUGUAUAUAAAAUGAUUUUCCUUACA
Messenger RNA from Xenopus tropicalis (tropical clawed frog), 6261 nucleotides. It is a transcript of the gene mapkapk5, whose product is annotated as mitogen-activated protein kinase-activated protein kinase 5. Gene Ontology annotation, molecular function: protein kinase activity; p53 binding; protein serine/threonine kinase activity. The coding region runs from base 395 to 1813 and encodes 472 amino acids. Gene Ontology annotation, cellular component: nucleus; cytoplasm. Gene Ontology annotation, biological process: stress-induced premature senescence; regulation of intracellular signal transduction; Ras protein signal transduction. The record is from RefSeq and is a predicted model, not a curated record. NCBI's taxonomy places the organism in Eukaryota, Metazoa, Chordata, Amphibia, Anura, Pipidae. The transcript is spliced from 14 exons.